AUGGCCCGCCUGCCCGGUCUUCGAAGAGAACAGCUGGUGCGCCAUGGCCAAGAUCACAGCGUGAUGGUGCCUAGCUUCUGGGUGACCGUCAAUGCCAUCUCUGUGGAAACCCCACGCAAUGCUCUCCGGGCUGCCCGGGGCAAGAGCGUUACCCUUCCGUGUACCUACCACACUUCUAUCUCCGACCGAAAUGGAUUUAUUGAAUGGAACAAGCUUCUACGGAGUCACACGGAAAAGGUGCUCAUCUGGACACUUUGGACCAAAACCCUCAUCUACGGUAAACGUUAUGAGAACCGAGUCAACAUCUCUGACAACUCGGGGCACUCAGACGCGUCCGUCACUAUCGACCAGCUGACCAUGGAUGACAACGGCACCUACGAGUGCUCAGUCUCACUGAUGCUAGACCUGGAAGGCACCUCAAAGUCACGUGUCCAGCUGUUAGUCCUCGUCCCGCCCUCCAAACCAGACUGCGGCAUCGAGGGGGAGACCGUGAUUGGGAACAACAUCCAGCUGGCCUGCCAAUCAGAGGAGGGCUCUCCUGCCCCCCAGUACAGCUGGAAGAGCUACGACAUCCAGAACAAGGAGCGGCCCACCCCGCCAGUCACAGGCCAGACUCUCUCUCUGAAGAACAUCUCCACAGAUAUGUCAGGCUAUUACAUCUGCACCUCCAGCAACGAGGUGGGGACGGAGUCCUGUAACAUCACCUUGGCUGUCAGACCUCCCUCCAUGAACGUGGCCUUGUACGCGGGCAUCGCGGGGGGCCUGGCCGCGGCCAUCGUCCUCCUCGGCGUCGCCAUCUACUGCUGCUGCUGCCGGGGCGAGGCUGGGGACACGAAGCCGGACCGGGUGGCCUACGUGAAGCCUCCGGAGCAGACGGGGAGGGAGGAGGAGGAUGGCGACCGGAUAGAAGACCGGAGGAGCUACGGGCGGGAGUCCCCGGGCCUCGCCGACCGCUGA
Molecule: messenger RNA, 957 nt
Organism: Hyaena hyaena (striped hyena)
Lineage: Eukaryota; Metazoa; Chordata; Mammalia; Carnivora; Hyaenidae
Gene: GPA33
Product: glycoprotein A33
Exons: 8
Coding region: 1-957 (318 amino acids)
Cellular component (GO): plasma membrane
Source: RefSeq, a predicted model, not a curated record